This is a messenger RNA of Haemonchus placei, 756 nucleotides long. The record is from the annotation of a GenBank genome assembly. Lineage: Eukaryota; Metazoa; Nematoda; Chromadorea; Rhabditida; Trichostrongylidae.
AUACGAGAUCUGAAGGCCAAAUCGAUUUCCAGCGGGCUCACAAUGAUUGUCACCAUUCUUGGAGCGAAUUCAUUGCUUGGGCAACAUCUCGUCCAGUACAUCCAGCGUUCUUCUGACACAUCGGUGGAACUGAACACAUGGACAUAUUCCGGCAAAUUUGAGCCUAGACUAUCUGGCAUUGAACUGUCGUCCAUAAACCACUCCAGCGGAAUGGAGGCUCUUCAAAAUGUGGUACAGCGAUCUGAUAUUGUGUUCAAUCUACAUGAAGUGCAGGAUUUGAGUCUUCUACCUGACAAAGAACGCCUAUGGCUUCACAAUGUUGGCUUUGUCAAAACGGUACUGUCUUCAAUCCGAUGCCCUCUCAUACAUCUGUCCUCUGUGUUUCUACAAUGUUCAUCUCGUUGGCCAAAUGUCUUCGAAGGGGAAGCCGAUCCUAUCAAAUAUAUGGACCAAUGGCCAUUUUGGGACUAUUGCAAGUCCAAGUAUGAUGCCGAGGAGCUGAUUCUCAGUGCGCCGGUUCAUGCCUAUGUAAUGCGUUGUGUUCCUGCUUAUGGUGAAGGAGACAAAUGUUCGGUACUAACAGACCUUAUCAAAUUUGCCAGCAACGGCGAUAUCGUCUCCGUCGGGGACUCUGAUGGGACGUUUGAGAUGGCUUAUGCUGGGAAUUCGGCAGAAGGUUUAUGGAAUGCUGCAUUGCAUUUGUUAUCGUACGUGGAGAUUCGGAGUAAAUAUCAGAGUUCCAUAAUUUUGUUCUAA